Molecule: messenger RNA, 813 nt
Organism: Candidozyma auris
Lineage: Eukaryota; Fungi; Ascomycota; Pichiomycetes; Serinales; Metschnikowiaceae
Exons: 1
Coding region: 1-813 (270 amino acids)
Source: RefSeq, a predicted model, not a curated record
AUGAGAUCUCUGCGUGCCAGGUCCAAUUCUGUGCCUAUUUCGCAAAGCAGUAUUCGAUCAAAGUUACAUAGUGUGAAGCAACGUAUUCGUUCACACAGCUCUACAGAACUUGCUUCGUCUGAGUAUUGGAACGCCUUGGUACGCAAUGAUGAACAACAACAUCUUUUGCUUCUGCAUUCUGUUCAUUCUAACGAAAGGUUGGCUUUUGAGAAAUCAAACCGGUCGCGUUCUGUGAAUUCUGACAACAGGGAAAUUGGUAGUGUAAAUGAAUUUCAUCGUCCAUCCGACGAUGACGAGGUCGAAACAGAUGAGGACGAUGAUGAUAACGAGAAUGAUAAUGAAGAUGAUGAUGACACUCUGGAGCAUUCCCCAGUAAUGCACGGAAUUUCACCACCUCAUCUAACCUCCGUUCCUAGUACGAGCAGUAAAGAAGUGAAAAGCGCUGCUUCAAACAAGUUUGAGAGUGAAAGGAGAUUUCUCAGGAAUUGUGUGAAGUGUAUCAAGCCAUUAUGUUUCAAUGAGCCUUGGACCAAUAAGACUUUGGUGAAGGCAACGUCACUCGCUCCGCUAGAUUUGCGAUUUUCGAAACAACUCUAUUCUACACUAGUAGAAAAUAGCGAGCUCUCGGCAUUGGCUCUAUUGAGUCAACACGAGAAGCAUGAUAAAUCGCCAAAGUCAAUGAAAUCUCGCAAAAGAUCAAUUUUCUUGAAGCAUCUGGCCACUGGGAAUUCACAUUUACCUAUUUGCAUGCCCAAUCACAACUUGCGAGAGUAUGUUGUCGGAACGCACCUGUUGGUUCCAAAGGAGCUAUAG